UUUCCCUCCAAACAUUUUCAAAAAAUAUCCUCAAAAAAUUUCCUGGUCCGCCAUGGCUCCGGCUCCUUUCUUCAUCCUAUCUCCUAAGGUCAGCGUCCUCUAAUACGGUAAUACCUUUGCAGAUUUUCAUAUAGCACGCAUCCACAUCCAAGACCCUUGAAAAUUUCCAUGCCUUUGUACUAGCCGUGUUCCUGAUUUGUUGGCCAUCUAGGGUUUGCGUUUUUCAUUUUCUUUGUCAAGUCUAUACACUCCCCCCCCCCCCCCCCCCCCCCCAAAAAAAACCCAAAAAAAAUUCCGACUGGUAAGUUUUUUGUAGUUGCUUAGAUCUUUCAUCAGAAGAAUCUAGAAAUAUUUUCGAUUUCUAUUCUUGCUUGUGGAAGAUUCGUAUGGUGAGUGCAGGAAGUUUGUGUUUUCUGUUUUUGUUUUAGUUUUAGUUUUUGUUGUAUUGAGCAAUGUUGGUGCCGGCAGGAGGCCGGGUUUCCGUGCAUGUGGAUCGGAGGAUCUUGUGCUAGCUGUUCUGUUAUUUGUCGAGAAGAAUUUAGAAAAUUUUCUUUAUGCUUUUUGUUCGUGGAAGAUCUGUAUGGUGAGUGAAGGAUUUUGAUUGUGUUUUCUUGUCGAGUGUUGUUGGUGUGUGCAGUAAGCUGGGCUUUCUGUGUGUGUGGAUCGGAUGAUCUCGUGCUAGUUCUUCUAAUAUUUGUUGAGAAGAAUUUCAAAUCUAUCUUGAUUUUUUUUUUUCUGGAGGAUCUGUAUGGUGAGUGAAGGAUCUUCAUUUUGGCGUUUUCUUGUCGAGUGUUGUUGGUGUGUGCAGUGAGCUGGGGUUUCUGGGUACGGGAACCAAAAGAUUAAGAAUUCAUCCAUUUUGGUUAGUUCGAGAGAAAGGUUUCUGAGAUUUGUGUACUAAAAGGCUAUAUAUUAAAUUGGCCUUACGGGAUCUAUAAUUUGCAAUGAGUGAGGAUACUUCCGCUGAUGGGUCUGGCAAAGCCUCAUCUGUCCUGGGUGACAUCACUAAUCGACUUGGAAAAAGGGACUUUUCAUUGUUUUCUGACAGUACAGUGCGUAAAUCUGAAAACAAGCAUGGUAGAAUUGUGGAUAACGAUGAAGGGGAUUCACAGUCCCGCAAGCAAGGAUCCCUAAAAUUGGACAGAUUGGUCAGGGAGAAGAAUAUGACUAACUGUGUUGUAGGUGGCAAGGAGAAGGGUAAGCAGCCCAGAGAUUGUGUUGUUACCCUUCAGGAGAACAGCAAACCCGUAGUGGCACAGGUAAGUAAUGAAAUUAGAGAAGCCCCCAUUAUGUUAGAUGGUGGGAUUCAUUCUGAAGGGGAUGAUACUGUAAGUCAUAGCGUCAUGGAAAUGGGCGAUGCAUCAAGAGAUAGCUGCUUUUCUAGUAGUUCAAUGCGUGGAGGCUCUGGACCAAGCCAUAUUGAUUGUUGUGUUGCUGUGGAGAAGUGUCAGGGCAAUGAAAGAAGAACCGCUUCAGAUGUUGCAGAUAGCAAUCCUGUCUGUGAAACAUUACUUACUCGUGUUUGCAGUGAUCAUGCUAAGGAUCUCAGUGUUGAUAAUUUGGCCUCAAGAAAAUGUGGGUCUGUCAAGGGUUCAAGGUUGGCUAAGUCGCAGGGCUCUAAAUCUUUUGAACUGGAGAGAUGCCGAGGACUCAAGAAUGAUUCUUGUUUGAAUUUGUCUACGGAUUUUGAUUCGCUCAAGGCUUGCUCUUGUUCUUUUUGCAUGAAAGCUGCUUUUGUUUGGUCUGACCUCCAUUACCAAGAUAUCAAAGGCCGACUUACUGCAAUAAAGAAAAGUCAGAAAGAAGCGAGCAUUUUGGUUCACAAGAAUAACAGGCAUAAGCUGCCUGCCAGAAAUGGCCACGAAAAUUCCAGUAAACCCUCAAAAUUAGAAUCUGAUCUCAUGGAUCAAUGGAGGUUACUGUUUCUUCGCACGGAGGACAUCUUUCUUCAUGAAAUCAGCCAACUUGAAUCUAGCUUUCAUGCACUAAAGGAUCUGAGAGACAACUGCAAGACAGAUUUGGAAAUGACUAAUGGGACGUCCUCGGUUAGCCAAAAAUGUUCUUCUGAUGCUUCUGGUGAUUGAGUUGUUUGCAACUCUAGUAGGAGCCAUUUGGAAGCCUUUUGACAUUUGUAAGAUUUUGUCAAAUGGCUGCUUUUGUUACUGUGUGUAUGCUUGAUUCAUGGUAGGUUAACAUUUUGAUGGUUUCUUUUUCACUUAAAUUUGAAGCUGUAAACCUUUUGCAACACAUGUACUAUCUCUUGGUGCCGUUAGUGAUCCUCCUUGAAUAACAUUUUGCCCCUAGUUUGACCUUC
Malania oleifera is the source of this 2314-nucleotide messenger RNA. RefSeq lists its product as uncharacterized. The record is from RefSeq and is a predicted model, not a curated record. Lineage: Eukaryota; Viridiplantae; Streptophyta; Magnoliopsida; Santalales; Ximeniaceae. Bases 945 to 2084 code for a protein of 379 amino acids. The transcript is spliced from 4 exons.